Messenger RNA from Hirundo rustica (Barn swallow), 2328 nucleotides. It is a transcript of the gene RAB37, whose product is annotated as RAB37, member RAS oncogene family. Gene Ontology annotation, cellular component: endosome; Golgi apparatus. The transcript is spliced from 10 exons. The record is from RefSeq and is a predicted model, not a curated record. NCBI's taxonomy places the organism in Eukaryota, Metazoa, Chordata, Aves, Passeriformes, Hirundinidae. The coding region runs from base 56 to 805 and encodes 249 amino acids. Gene Ontology annotation, molecular function: GTP binding; GTPase activity.
ACGGGCGCUGUCCGCGGUGCUUCAGGGCCCGGGCACCCCCAAGCCCCCCCCGGCCAUGGGGGCCCGCGCCGCCGGCCCGGGGGGGGACGGCUACAACGAGGACCUGCUCCACAAGACAAUCCUGGUUGGAGACAGUGGUGUGGGGAAGACAUCUCUGCUGGUCCAGUUUGACCAGGGCAAGUUCAUUCCUGGCUCCUUCUCUGCCACCGUGGGCAUUGGGUUUACGGUGAUGUUACUUGGAGACUCGGGCGUGGGGAAAACCUGCUUCCUGCUCCAGUUCAAAGACGGGGCCUUUCUCUCCGGGACGUUCUUAGCCACCGUGGGCAUAGAUUACCGGAACAAAGUGGUGGCUGUGGAUGGUGUGAAGGUGAAGUUGCAGAUUUGGGACACAGCAGGACAGGAGCGUUUCCGCAGCGUCACCCACGCCUACUACCGGGAUGCCCAAGCCCUGCUCCUGCUCUACGAUAUCACCAGCAAGAUGUCCUUUGACAACAUCCGCGCCUGGCUGACGGAGAUCCAUGAGUACGCCCAGAAGGACGUGGUCAUCAUGUUGCUGGGCAAUAAGGCUGAUGUGAGCAGCGAGAGGGCUGUGAGGACAGAGGAUGGAGCAUCACUGGCCAGGGAGUACGGAGUGCCUUUCAUGGAGACGAGUGCCAAGACAGGCAUGAACGUGGAGCUGGCCUUCCUGGCCAUUGCCAAGGAGCUGAAGCAGCGCACGGUGCAGCCGCUGGAUGAGCCCCGCUUCCAGAUCCAUGAUUACAUCGAGUCACAGAAGAAGAAAUCCAGCUGCUGUGCCUUCUCCUGAGGGUAGCCCAGAGGAGCUGGCAGGCCUGGGGGCCCAGGCAAGAGGCAGAGCAGGGCCCAAUCCUGCCCUCAAGCACUAGAGGGAACCAGGCUCCGACAAGCCAGGGUGAAUGGGACAGUACAGUGGAGCAGAGUGCAUGAGGAGGGCCCUUGUCCUGGUGCCAGGAUUCAGGUUCUGCUGCCCUGCAGAGCAAUGACCUGUGUGCCAUCGUGGGAAUCACUGUGGUGUGGUGACUGCCAGCCUGGCCAGUGAGCCAUGGUGGAUCCAUCACCUCCACCACGUGAGCAGGAUGCAGGACACAGCCACACACCUCACUGAGGGACCCUUGGAGGCUGAAGGGGCUGUUCCAUGGAUGAGCCCCCCUGCAGCCCCCAGUCCUGCCCUCCCCUGCAGCUCUUCCUGCUCACAGCACUGCUGUUGUCCAGCUGGAAGGGUCUGAUCCAGCCCCCAUGUCCCUGGUGCUGCCAGGCUCUGACUUCCCUCCAAGGAACCUCAGCUCUGCCCCUCAGGCUGCCCCACACCCUGAUGCCCACGCUCAGCUGUGGCUCCUCACUUCUGCAGUUGCUGCCAAUGGCUUUUAUCCAAUGGCUUUUAUCCUCCUGCCACCACAAAGGCAAUGAAGUCCCCAUUGUAUCUGGGGGACAAGGGAAAGGCUCUGCUCAAGGGAAGGGCUGGGAUGGGGAAGAGUCCAUCCAAACCUGCUCCCUGCCCACACAGCUGGUGUGAGAAGUAAAAUUCUCCUGGCAGCAUCCGAGCAAUGCUUGUGGCACUUCUGGUACACACAGCAAUCUGGAAAAACUUGGCUUUCCCCAUGUUGCAGCCAUAGAAAUCAGAGGUGGUUUAUUUUUGUUUGUUUGUUUGUGGUUUUUGUGUGUGUUUGUUUUUUGUUGUUGUUGGGGGGUUUCCUUUUCUUGUUGUUUGUUUGUUUGUUUGUUUUAAACAAGAAAAGGGUUUUUUUCAACACCUCCAGAUUAAACAAUCUCCAGCCUCAUGUAGGAGGUGCCCAUGGUGGCAUCACCUGGGGUGAUGCUCCAGUCCUGCUGCCUCCCAGGCCAGGCUGGGUUUCUCUCCCAUCACUGCCCAUGUAAUACAACUAUGCCUUCCUGCUGCUGGCAAAUAACAGCUGGAACCCACUUUCUCUAGGCCAGAUGCCUGAGACCCUUCAGCCAGCAAACACUACUCUGUUGGGCACUGGUGGGGCUCAGGGACAUCCCUGGUGCUCAGCCCAGCUCUGUUGCUCCCUCGAGCACACUGUUCACUCCCCUGAGCACUACCCAGAGCAGUCAGAUGGUGAAUAUUUGGUUGUGUAGCUGAAGCACUGAUGCAGAGAGCAGCUGUGGAGGGUAUGGCACUGCUGCACGUAGGAGUCAGGGACUGUCCAGCACAUCUGUCCCCAUUAGUAUCUUCCCUGGCUCUGUGCCUGACUGCUCAUGUCUCACCUGCCCCUGUGCCUCCUUCACCUUUGCUCUGCCCCUGGAUCUCUCUUUGCAAGUUUACAGAUUAAAGCUGAGUAUUUUUGAGGC